Molecule: messenger RNA, 1122 nt
Organism: Lactuca saligna
Lineage: Eukaryota; Viridiplantae; Streptophyta; Magnoliopsida; Asterales; Asteraceae
Source: the annotation of a GenBank genome assembly
AUGAGGGUGGGGAGCAGGUCGUCGUUGCCUUUUCUCUGUGAAGGGCAAUAUACUACACUACGAGACUAUGUUCAAGAACUUCACACUCGAAACCCAGGGACAACAGUUAAGAUAGAGGUCGAAAAUGAGCCAAACCCAACUUUUGAGACUAGAACUUUCAAACGGAUCUACAUCUGUCUAGGGCCAUUAAAGAAAUUUUUUCUAGCUGGUAAAAGAGAUUACAUUGGUUUGGAUGGGACUUUUAUGAAAGAGCCUUAUCCUGGAAUGAUACUCACAAUAGUGGGCUUGUUGCAAGCAAUUGGUACAUUGUAUCCAUGUGCAGAACAAAAGUUUUGUCUGCAACACAUUCAUGAAAACAUGAAGAAAAUAUGGAGGGGAAAGGUGUUUCAGGACAUGUUGUGGAACUGUGCAAGUACAACAACAAUACAAGAAUUCAACCAUGCUAUGGAAGAGUUAAGAAAGCUAAACAAUGACUGCUAUGAAUGCAUUAAAGCUAUUCCACCUCAACAUUGGUCUAGGGCACACUUCGCAGGGAGAGCUCAUUGUGAUGGGCUUCUGAAUAACUUGUGUGAGACCAUAAAUAAUCAAAUUAAGAAAGCACAUGACCAACCAAUUAUCACUUGCCUUGAGUACAUUAGAGAGUACCUUAUGUUAAGGAUUGUGAGUGUCCAAAAGGUAAUUGAUAAGGUUGUUGGACCAUUAACUCCAACUGCAACAAGUGUGCUUGAAAGAAACAAAUAUGAUGCAGCUCAAUGUGUGGGUAAGUUAUGUGGGAAUGGAAAAUAUCAGGUGAGUGGUCCAUGGAUGGACCAAUGUGUGGUAGACAUGGUUCAACAUACAUGUUCUUGUAGAAUAUGGGAACUCACUGGUAUACCCUGUAAACAUGCCCUUGUUGCUAUAUGGGACAUGAGAAAAAAUAAGCAGAAUGUUGGCGUACCUGAAGAAUGGGUUCAUUCUACGAACUGGUUAAAAACUUGGAAGGAAAUGUAUUCUUUCAAGAUUGAACCAAUGAAUGGAAGAAGAAUUUGGGAAAAAGUUUCCAUGUCCAACCACUUUGCUCCCUCCCAAUCAUCAUGUCCCCAUCAGAAGACCAAGGAAGAAAAGAAGGAAGUCAACUAUUGA